CCGUUUCAAACUCUCCAACACUCUCUGAAGCUUCAGUAGACACCAAUGGCCUUAUCUCCAAACUUCCAUUCAAUUUUCGCCACCUCUCAAUCCUCUUCAAACUCAGCAUCUCCCAAGCUUCCCGCUUCUCACUCUUCACUUACUAACCUUCACUUCCCAAACAAAACCGUCAGAGGCAACAGCUACAACCUAUCGAGGACAUCAGCUUCUGAUGAAAAGUGGAGGGCCAAUGUCUCUUUCUUCCCUGCUUUCUUAAACAAAGGCAAGGAUGCUAAGGCCCUCAAGGAAGAGCUUCUCGAGGCCAUUGCACCACUUGACCGAGGAGCUGAUGCCACCCUUGAAGACCAGCAGAGGGUUGAUCAGAUUGCUCGCAAGCUUGAAGCAGUUAGUCCCACAAAGGAGCCUCUGAAAUCGGAUCUGUUAAAUGGAAAAUGGGUGCUUAUUUACACCACUUCCAAAUCUAUUUUGCAGACUCAGAGACCCAAAUUCCUGAGAUCAACUGCAAACUACCAAGCAAUCAAUACAGACACACUCAGAGCCCAAAAUAUGGAAUCUUGGCCUUUCUUCAACCAGGUUACAGCAGAUCUAACACCCUUGAAUGCAAGAAAGGUGGCUGUAAAGUUUGAUUCUUUCAAGAUUGGAGGUCUGAUACCUAUCAGGGCACCUGGAAGAGCUCGUGGUGAAUUAGAGAUUACAUAUUUGGAUGAAGAACUGAGGUGAGAGCAAACAUCCUGAGACUUAACCUUCACAUGAAACUUGAAAGGAUAUCCAGAGGUGAUAAAGGGAACUUGUUCAUCUUGAAAAUGGUUGAUCCAUCUUACCGCGUCCCUGUCUAAAUUGAAUGGUAGUAGCAGUGGCAUUGGUCAGCCAUUACCAGGGACGGACAGACUUCUUCAAGCUUUAGCUGAUACAUUUUUCUUAUAUUAAUUUGGUUUUUUAGAUGUUUGUAUACAAAAAUUUUCCUUGGUGAUCAGGCAAGUUUUGUUUUUAGGCAUUUGCUCGCUUGGGUCUUCUGUUUAAAAGUUAUAGUGCAGGAUAAUUAUCAUCUGCCUUGUUGACAGUAAUGACUUCUGCAAGUAAAUUUAUAACUUUGUAUAUGACAUAAGGGAUAUGAAUAUGACACGGAGUUGACCAUGUUUGAAUUUAAAAUAA
Theobroma cacao (cacao) is the source of this 1152-nucleotide messenger RNA. Lineage: Eukaryota; Viridiplantae; Streptophyta; Magnoliopsida; Malvales; Malvaceae. The record is from RefSeq and is a predicted model, not a curated record.